AUGUCAAGGCCGCAGGUCAUCGUAGUGAUAUGGUCAUUCACCUUGGAAGGCGACAUUGAACCUAAAGUCCUCCUUUCCUUGGAUUGUUUCGCUGUUGCCCUGCUGGUUGUGGAGGUAAGCUCGGGGCUGAUAUCCAAGGGUUGGAGAUUCUUCGAUGAUCUGGGAGGGAAGAUUGAUUUCGCCAUCGUCGUGAUUUCCCUUCUAGCAAUCGGACUCUACUUUGGCUUCACUGCUGACAAAGACCAGGACAUGUGGCGGAGCGGAAAGCUGGAGGACAGGUCGUCUGAGGUUGGUUUGACGUUUUCUCAUUCUUUGAAGUUAAUCCGAGCUGGAGAAAGUUUUGUUGUUCAUGGUGAUGAAUAA
This is a messenger RNA of Guillardia theta CCMP2712, 363 nucleotides long. RefSeq lists its product as hypothetical. The transcript is spliced from 7 exons. The coding region runs from base 1 to 363 and encodes 120 amino acids. The record is from RefSeq and is a predicted model, not a curated record. Lineage: Eukaryota; Cryptophyceae; Pyrenomonadales; Geminigeraceae.